This is a messenger RNA of Girardinichthys multiradiatus, 545 nucleotides long. RefSeq names its product ss18, like 2 (gene ss18l2). The record is from RefSeq and is a predicted model, not a curated record. Gene Ontology annotation, cellular component: nucleus. Gene Ontology annotation, molecular function: transcription coactivator activity. Gene Ontology annotation, biological process: positive regulation of transcription by RNA polymerase II. NCBI's taxonomy places the organism in Eukaryota, Metazoa, Chordata, Actinopteri, Cyprinodontiformes, Goodeidae. Bases 95 to 385 code for a protein of 96 amino acids. The transcript is spliced from 4 exons.
GCCGUCGUUCAAUUCAGGAGACGAAGAAAACAUGGGACUGAGGGAAAUGCGCGGCCAUCAGACGUAAACAAGAGUUAACAAGGGCUUUUCAGACAUGUCGAUUGUCUUUGUCCCAAAGAAACUACGAGGAAAGGCAAAAAUCAACCAAGAAACAAUACAGAGGCUACUGGAUGAAAACGAUCAGCUGAUAAGAUGCAUCACGGAGUACAUGCAGAAAGGACGCGCUGUGGAGUGUGUGCAGUACCAACAGAUUCUGCACCGGAACAUUGUUUAUCUGGCGACCAUAGCCGACGCCAGCCCUGAUGACAUACCGGCCAUCACAAACUGUUCCUCUAGCAACGCCUCAACACCUGCUCUGAAUGGACACGGAGGGACUCCUCAGUGACUGCGGGUCUCUGGGUGAAAAGUUUUCACGUUCAAGAGGAUUUUCAUAAUGAAAUAUUUGUGACGUAAAAAUUGCAGCUAAAUGGUUGCAUUACUCUGUAGUUCAUGCAUGAUGUGUACUUUUUAAUGUCAGUGGAAUGUACAAUAAAGACUUGUUUUCA